AUGACGCCGACGCUGCCCUCGACAUCGGCCAGGCCACAUCCUCAGCUCAACAUCCCCCAAGGCGCACGUCGCCCAGAGAUCGUCAGCCCACAGCGGACGUCGUGGGCAUCGUACUCCUUCGAGCUGAACGGCCAGGCUCACGACUCGUCCGACACUUUCUAUCAAUCCACCGAUGAUUAUGACCACACGACCCCAGUCAACAGACUGCCUAUAGCUAGCCCUGAACAGGACUCGUCAAGACUAUACACGAAUAUUUAUUAUCCAGACGCACAGCGACCACGCUCGACGAGUUCCUUCUCGCCGCAGAACGCGGUCUAUGCUUUCCCGGAGCCACACAUUCAGCAUACUCCAUCUGUGCAGGCUUCGCCAGGUCCCUAUGGCGGACGGCCAUCCAUACAAGGGCAUCGACAAUCGAAGAGCGAUGUCGGGCCCAUACCUCCAGCAGACUCUUCUCCCUACUCGUCUGUCGCAAGCUUCAGCAGCUCUAGUUUUGCACCCGAUCCAUCUACGGAAGCUACAUCGGAAGAGUUAGGUGCUGUUAGUCUCGAAUCCGAAGAAGGCCUCCGCCAAUUCCAAGCUGGUCGUGUCCCAGAGAAAGAUCAGUCGUGGUAUCGUUUCGUACCCCCACAAGCCCAAGAAGCCCUUGGCAAGCACGAAGUUGAACGACAGUCUGCGAUGUUCGAGGUAUUCACCGCAGAGAAAGAUUAUGUCGAUGACCUGGCGCUGGUCAAGGAGGUAUUCAUAGACGGACUCAAGAAUGCACGACCACCUGUGAUCGAACCUCGAGAACGGCUGAAAGGUUUUAUCAAAGAGGUCUUCGGUAAUCUCCCCUCCAUCCUUACGCAUCACGAACGCAUGCUCGGCUCUCUAUUCGCCCGUCAGCGCGACCAACAUCCUCUCAUCCAAUCCAUAGCAGACAUCGUUCUCGACAAUGCCCUCCUCUUCAUGCCCGAAUACGAAACCUAUAUCAAACACUCCCCCAUCGCCCUCGAACAUCACCGCAAAGAACUCAAGCGCAGCCCACACUACGAAGGUUUCCUUCACCGCUGCUUCUCCGACCCGCGCCUCCGCAAACGCGACCUCAAAACCUUACUCUCCCGUCCCAUCACACGACUUCCGCGCCUCAGACUGCUGUUGGAGAGGAUAAUGAAAGUGACGGAGGUGGACCAUCCGGAUAUGGAGGAGAUCCCGCUCGUGUUGAGUGUUCUUGGCGAUUUGAUUAAGAGCACACAGCCCGGGAUUGAGGUUGCGGAGAGUAAGGUGAAGUUUUGGGAUAUUUCGGAGAGUUUGGUGUAUUCGAAGGGAGAGAUCAUCGAUAUGGAUCUGUACGACGAUAGUCGGACGUUGAUCCAUUCGGGGCCCGUGGCGCGCAGAGUGGGGGAUAGCUGGCAUAAUUGGAAUGAUCUCCUUUUCGCUCUGUUCGACAAUUAUCUAUUGAUCCUCAAGGAGGAAAUCCGACCGACAGGAACGAUCAAGCGGCUCGUCGUCUCUCGCCCCAUCCCCGUCGAAUACCUCCGCCUAGGCUCUUUCUCCGACCCCUCAACCACCCGCUCCAGACGCCCAGACUCUAGCUCCGUCGGUGUCGGUGGAUCCUUCCUCGCCAGCAUAUCAGGGAGCUCCAACAGGCAGGAAAUAUACCCGUUCACGGUCUGGCACGCGGCUGCGCGGACUACGAGGAGGUAUACGGUUUAUGUGGGGAGCGAGGGCGCGAGGAGGAGGUGGAGGGAUGCGUUGGUGGAUGCGGUCGGCAUUCGGAAGGUUAGAGGGGAGUCAAAUAUGGUGUUCGCGCCGCAGGUCGUGAAUGAUGGGUUUUUCAGGGUCAUUUCGUUGAGAGUGGCCGCGCAACCGGGGACGUUCUUCACCGGACGGGUGAGCUGUGCCGCUCAUUUUCAUAGCGGUGGGCGAAGUUUCAUAGUCGUCGGCGCGGCCAACGGUAUCUUCGUCGGUCUAUUUGGCUCAUCCACCUACCGCAAAGCGCUCCCCUUCCCCUCCGUCCCCUCCAUGUUCGCCCUACAAGACUUCAACCGCCUCCUCCUACACGUCGAUGCCCAACUCCUCUCCCUCCCUCUCUCUCUCCUCGCCCAAGUCGCCCUCUCCAAUAUCGACGAAACCGCGCCCACGUCCUCGCUCACGAAACGCCUCGAGCGCGUGGCGGGCAACGAGGGGAAGAUCAUGUUUGUGAGGGUCGGGGCGAUCAGCGCACGGACGGUCGUUGUCUAUGCGAUUAAGAGCUUUUUGCAGGUUACGGUGUUUGCACUGGAGCCGGUGAAGGGGCCGGAGAUGGAGAUGGGGAUGGGGUUGACGACGAGUGCGAGUGCUGGUGCGAAGGGGGGCGGGCAGGCGAGGGGAAGGGGCGGGUUCAGGUCUUUUGGAUCGCCUCAGUCGUUCGUAGCGCCGAGAGACGCGUAUGACGUCGUGUUUCUGUCGAAGAAUAUCGGAGUGUGCACGGAGAAAGGCAUCAUCAUCGUGCACCCGACAAAUUUCUCGAGCACGCAGAAUACUAUCGUACCUGACUUUACCGACGCACCGAUGAACAUGCCGAUGAACACGCUUAAGAGCAGGGCGGACAAGUCUAGAGUGCUCGGACUCGUCAAAUCGGACACGGCGGAGCUUUUGGUCAUUUACGAAGACAUCGGCUGCUAUAUCACCAAACACGGCGAACCCGCCCGUCGCUCGGGCUACAUCCGCUGGGAAUCCAAGGUCUCGCACUACGCCCUCCGGGACGGUCACCUCCUCCUCUUCUCCUCAGACUUCAUCGAGAUCCGUCAUCUCGUCUCUGGAAGGUUGGUCCAAGUGAUGGAGGGGAAGGAGAUCCGGUUGUUGAACGCCGGUGCUCCCACAAGAGAGAAGGAGUCGUCGAAGGUGAAGGAGGAGCCGUUGUUGGUGGCGAUGAAGGGAGAGAAGGACGAUAGGCUGGGGACGAGCGAGAAGGUGGUGGAAGUGGUGAUGACAAGGGAGAUCAUGCGGACGCCGACGCCGGCGGGCGGGAAUGCGGAGGUGUAUUGGGAUGAUUGGGAUGUUGUUUGA
Molecule: messenger RNA, 3027 nt
Organism: Stereum hirsutum FP-91666 SS1
Lineage: Eukaryota; Fungi; Basidiomycota; Agaricomycetes; Russulales; Stereaceae
Exons: 14
Coding region: 1-3027 (1008 amino acids)
Molecular function (GO): guanyl-nucleotide exchange factor activity
Source: RefSeq, a predicted model, not a curated record